CACCUUUUCAUUUUUUUAAAAUUUUAUAUAGACUCUAGUUGUGUCGACAUUUAGGAAUUAUCCAAUUUUACACUCAAUCAUCUUUCAUUUCUUAACCGCAAUUCCUUUCACAGAAAUCCCAAUUUGUAUCAUACGUUUAAACUUCGAUUUCCAGAACACCCAUCUCAAAUUCCAACCAAAAGAUCGUUUCUAAGUCCAAGAAAAUGGUGGUGACGGCGGCGGAGGAGAGGACUUCGAAGAGGUUCACCGGCGAGUUUGUGGAUGAAAUGAGGUCUGUAGCGAUGAAAUUGCAUACUAAAGAUCAAGCGAAAGAUGGAGAAAAAGAAACGCAAGGAAAACCAUGGCGUAAAUGGGAGCCCACCAUUGAUGGGUAUUUGAAGUUCUUGGUGGAUAGUAAACUGGUUUACGAUACUCUUGACAAGAUUCUUGAUAAAUCCGAUUUUCCUGAAUAUGCUGAAUUUAGGAACACUGGACUCGAAAGGGCGGGAAAUUUGGCGAUCGAUUUGGAAUGGUUUAAAGAACAAGGUCAUAUUGUUCCUGAACCUUUAUCACCUGGGAUCAAUUACUCGAUUUAUAUCGAAGAAUUAUCAAAGAAAGAUCCACAAGCGUUCAUCUGCCAUUUUUAUAACACCUACUUCGCACACACUGCCGGUGGUCGGAUGAUCGGAAGAAAGGUUGCUGCAAAGAUCCUGAAUGGGAAAGAACUAGAGUUCUAUAAAUGGGAUGGUGAUCUUCCCCAAUUAUUGCAGAAUGUUAGGGAGAAAUUGAAUAGAGUUGCAGAGAAUUGGACAAGAGAGGAGAAGAAUCAUUGUCUUGAAGAAACCGAGAAAUCAUUCGAAUUCAAUGGCGAUAUUCUGCAUUUGAUCUUGGCAUGAUCAUGAAAGAAGCUUUGAAAAUUUGUUGCUUUUUAUUGAUCUUUGAUUCUCUUGUAAAAAGUGUACUUUCCAAAUGUUUCUUUGUAUAUAAUCUUUUUUCUUGUA
Messenger RNA from Lactuca sativa (garden lettuce), 980 nucleotides. Its product is annotated as heme oxygenase 1, chloroplastic. The record is from RefSeq and is a predicted model, not a curated record. Gene Ontology annotation, molecular function: heme oxygenase (decyclizing) activity. NCBI's taxonomy places the organism in Eukaryota, Viridiplantae, Streptophyta, Magnoliopsida, Asterales, Asteraceae. Gene Ontology annotation, biological process: heme oxidation; phytochromobilin biosynthetic process.